UAUUCGUUUUCAGUGCACGUGCGGACAAAGAUUUUCAGUCUGGGCAAUUAAAAAAAACUGAAAAAUCGGUAUGUAUUGAAAAACGAUCAACCGUAAAGAGCUGCUCUUUUCUAAAUGUUCUUUUCUCGCGGAUGAAGCGUCUUCCUAGCCAAAUAUGUUGUUCAUUAAAUCUGUCUGGUAGGUGCUCAAAGUGCUCAAUACUCAUAUCAGACGAGUUCUUCUUCAAGGACAACCAGCAGCACUGUCUGCGGUGCUACAAGAAGUACUGUGACGUCACCUGUCUCUACUGUGGCCAACUCAUCUUAGAUGACAACAGCUGCGUAUCCCCAUCUGAGGGAAAUAAGCGAUACCACACCCACUGUGCAUUUUGUUCAGUAUGUGGGGGUCACUUCAAACAAGGCCAGGAGAUGAUGACCGAAGGGGACGAAAUUUGGCAUCCCAAAUGUUCGACGCUUCGCAAAUCUAUUCGUCAAAUGGAAAACUUCAUAACUGGAACUUCAGAACCAAGAGCCAGUUCAUCGUCGGCUUUAUCUCCCAAAGGACCAAGACCAGUUUCUAUUCAUUUGGGAUUCUCACCGUCAGAAAAGAAAUCUCCAUUAGAUCUAUUUGACAGUAUUAGUUCCAACUCGGAUUCCAAACUAAACGACCAUUCAGAUCUGGCAGAGCUCAAAUCGAAACUAAAAUUACCACUUUAUGAAGGAGAACAUCAGAAAUCAUUACAGAGUGAGAAAUAUUAUACACAAGCUUCUUUCAUUCCAAAGGAAUCAAACAAGCGUCAAAUAACAUCACCUAUUCACAACUCCCGUUCUUCACUAUCACCUCUUGCCGUCUCCAACCAGUACGCAUUUCGACAAGAUAACAGAUCACCAUUAAGUUCAGGCACUGCGUGCACGAAUGGGGGUUCCACUGACGCUAGCUUCGGAGCUUCCAAUGUGUUCUUGAAUAGGUUGAACCAAGCCAAAUAUGAUCAAACUUCAGCAGGAGCUACUAGGGGACGCAAUUUACGACCGAUGUACUCGAACCGACGGAAAAUUUCCAGCAGUCGGCAUGUAGCACUUGAACCGACAAUCGAGGAGUCCGAAUUGGAACACGAAUUAAAUCCGGGCGAGGAGGCAGUGGCUGAAAAAGUCUAUCAAAAUGGCGACCACGAGGACACCUCGAGUUCUAAGUCAUCUCAAGAUGACAAUCGCAGUAAUGAAAGUUCAAUGAGCAGCACUGACUUCAAUAUCCUCGAACACAGACAGAAACGGAGUCCCCUGACUCCCGAAAAACAGCAAUCUAAUGCAUCCUCACCGUACUAUCUACCCUAUGCUCAGUUGCGCACACGGAAUGCAAAAUUGCCGCCAGGAGUAGACCGCAAAAACCUGGAGAGACAUUUGGCCGACAAAGAAUUCCUUUUAGUUUUUAGAUGUACAAAAUUCGAUUUUUAUAAGCAGCCCAAAUGGAGACGGGAUGCUAUGAAAAGGCAGUUUGAACUAUUUUAAUUUGUAGUCACAGUUAAGAAUUGAGUAAUACAGUAUAUAUUUUUG
This is a messenger RNA of Symsagittifera roscoffensis, 1529 nucleotides long. RefSeq names its product actin-binding LIM protein 3-like. Gene Ontology annotation, cellular component: actin cytoskeleton. Gene Ontology annotation, biological process: cytoskeleton organization; lamellipodium assembly. The record is from RefSeq and is a predicted model, not a curated record. Bases 132 to 1484 code for a protein of 450 amino acids. NCBI's taxonomy places the organism in Eukaryota, Metazoa, Xenacoelomorpha, Acoela, Convolutidae. Gene Ontology annotation, molecular function: actin filament binding. The transcript has 2 exons.